Molecule: messenger RNA, 3270 nt
Organism: Eublepharis macularius
Lineage: Eukaryota; Metazoa; Chordata; Lepidosauria; Squamata; Eublepharidae
Gene: SLC6A16
Product: solute carrier family 6 member 16
Exons: 11
Coding region: 651-2633 (660 amino acids)
Biological process (GO): sodium ion transmembrane transport
Cellular component (GO): membrane
Source: RefSeq, a predicted model, not a curated record
UAUUCCGUGCCAUGGAGAGGGGUCAGCAAGCGUGGCUGUGUGUGUGUGUUUCACUCUGCAGACACUUCAUUCAGCAUAUGGGACGCUUGCAUUUACACAUGUGACUGUUUUUAUCUAAGGGUCUUUAUCAAAAAUUUGCCCAGUUGGCUGUGAAUGAAUGUGAGCAUAUGACACGGGGAGGGCUGUUUGCCUAUCAAUGAGAAGCCCUGUUUGCAUUAGCGACUUAUCAGUGUGCCUGUGUGCAACCAUGAAUGAGAUUUUUUGCUCAUGUAAAUAGUAUCCCAAUGUAUACCUGCAUAGUCCAUGCUUAAGUGCGUCAUAAUCUCUGAAUAAUUCUGGACAUGUCAGCACCUGUGAGUGUCAGUGUGGAGUGCUUGAGUACAUGGCACCUGAGUCACUAUGCAGGAUAGAUGACAUGUAUUAAUGUGCACAUUUGGAUAGUAAAUUAAUUAUUUAUUGGUGCGCAAAAAGUAUAUGUGCUUGCUUGUGUGAUAGCAUUUUCAGCUGUUCGUAUGAGCAUGUACUAGCAGCAGUUGUGCAAGAAGUUUGUGCAUACACCAGAGUCACGUAGUGUGUAAGUGUGUGAAUGUGCAAGGGCAAUAGGACCCAGCUGCGUGAAGUUUUUCUGUGUGUUGCCAUCUCCUCCUUCGAUGGAAAAAUCCAAAGCAGACCUAGAAUUGGGAGCAACAAACCAGGAUGACUCCAAUGUGGACUUGCUUCUGGAAGAACCCUCUUCCCGGCCUGCCUGGGGAUCAAAGGCCCAAUAUAUCCUAGCCCAAGUUGGUUUUUCUGUUGGACUUGGCAAUGUGUGGCGGUUCCCCUACCUCUGCCACCAAAAUGGAGGAGGAGCUUUCCUGCUGUUGUAUUUCCUGCUCCUCUUCAUCAUUGGGAUCCCCCUUUUCUUCCUGGAACUAGCAGCCGGACAGAUAAUCCGCCAGGGCAGCAUUGGGGUCUGGAAGCACAUCAACCCCCGCCUAGCAGGCAUCGGCUUUGCAAGCUGCGUGGUUUGUUCCUUUGUUGCACUGUAUUAUAAUGUCAUCAUUGCAUGGAGUAUUUACUACCUGGGCAAUUCCUUUCAGCUUCCCUUGCCUUGGGAAAGUUGCCCAGAAGCAUCCAACCAAACAGAAAUGGAGUGUUCCCAGAGUUCUCCCACCACCUUCUUCUGGUAUCGUAAUGCCUUGAAUGUGACCAGCUCCAUCGGGGAGAGUGGAGGCCUCGAUCCAGCUCUUACCGGCUGCCUCUUUGCUGCUUGGGUCCUGGUGUGCCUUGCCAUGAUCAAAGGCAUCAAAUCAUCGGGCAAGGUUCUGUACUUCAGUUCGUUGUUCCCCUACGUGGUUCUCUUGUGCUUCCUUGUGCGCGCGUUGCUGCUAGAAGGAGCAAUGGACGGAAUCAGGAUCAUGUUCACACCCAAGCUGUCCAUCUUGGGCGACAUGCAAGUCUGGCGACAAGCAGCCACCCAGGUGUUCUUCGCGCUGGGCCUGGGCUUUGGCACCAUCAUAGCCUACUCCAGCUACAACCCGCAACACAACAACUGUCACAUUGACGGGCUGGUGGUAUCCAUGAUCAACUUCUUCACCUCAGUGCUGGCCACACUGGUUGUGUUUGCUGUGCUGGGCUUCCGUGCCAACGUCUUUGCACAAACUUGCGUCAAAAGCAACUUAGAACGCCUGUAUCAUCUGCAGUCCACUGACCUCCUCCCCCCUGAGCUGUUCCCUGUCAGUAAUGUCUCAGUCGCCCAGUACAGCACCUGGUAUCAGGGGCUCCUGAAUGAAACAAAGGCACAGUUGCAGAACUUGAAGAUCGAGGACUGUCGUGUCGAGGACGAGAUGAACAAGGGCGUGGAAGGCACAGGCCUGGCAUUCAUCGCUUUCACCGAGGCCAUGACCCUGUUUCCCACAGCCCCAUUCUGGUCCGUGUUGUUCUUCUUCAUGCUGCUCAACUUGGGCCUGAGCACCAUGCUCGGAAACAUGCAAGGGAUCAUAACCCCUUUGUUGGACAACUUCCACAGCCUCCACCGGCGGCGCACCCUCUUCACAGUGUUGUGUUGUGUAGUUGGAUUCCUGCUGGGCCUGCUUUUCGUUCAGCGCUCUGGCAGCUACUUCGUAGCCAUGUUUGAUGACUACUCAGCCACCUUGCCCCUCCUGAUUGUCGUGGCUUGUGAAGCUUUUGCCGUGGCCUGGAUCUAUGGGGCCGACAGGUUCUUAAACGACAUAGAAGAUAUGCUGGGCUGGCGGCCUUGGCGUGUCUACAGCUACAUGUGGCGCUACGUUAGCCUGGCGUCGAUUGUGUGCCUGCUGCUAGCAAGCCUGGUGCGCAUGUGUUUGAGUCGCCCAACCUACCAGGCCUGGAACAAGGAAGAGGCAGCUAAGCAGCAACUGGAAUACCCAACCUGGGCUCUGGGCCUUCUUAUAAGCCUCAUUGUCUUGGCUGCCCUUCCCAUCCCGAUCAUGUUUGUCCAGCAGCUGUUGAUAGAGUGGUUGGCUCUGCGAGACAGCCGGUCUGCUCCAGCAAUAUCAUCUGUGCCUGGUGAGGAAGAAGAUGAGGAGGAGUUGGAAAAAGAGAGCCCAGCUGAUCCUGAUCACCAAACCAACGGGUAUCUGCCUGUUCGGACAGAAGAUGCACAGGACUUCUAGCUGGGAUGGAUCCUGUGCAGAAUGUGACCCAUCUGAGCUCCACAACUUCACCUUGGAUAGAUCCACCACUGUAUUUUCUCCCCCAGCCUCAGGCUUAAUGAUAUCAGGGGUGGUGUUUGUUUAAACCCUCCUGAUAGUGUUCGUACAGUGGAUGGAUGCUGAAGAAGGGAUAAGCCAAGGAAACAAGAAACCAAAGUGGUGGGUGCCUUCUCCACAACUGAUCUCUCUAGACCUACUGAAGACCAACUAUAGCCUGGGACACGAAGACCCCAAAGGCCACAAAAGAGGCCUCGAGGGACCUCACAGUAAUUAAAAGUGAUAUAUGGGUGAACUGUGAUGAAUCGGCUUGCACCGCAUACUGCAGCAGUGUUAGCUUCUCAGAAGAUCCCUCUGCAGUGUUUUAGUGCUUCCAUUAAAACUGAGGAGCAAGAUUUUGAGAACUAACCUUGAAAGGUUAAAAGGCUGCCCUCAGACGUUCAACGUGAGAAUCUUUUGGAUCCAAGGAAAAGAUGAUCCAAGACUCAGUGAGGGUUUAUCUCUUUUUGUUCAAGUAUCUGUUAACAAUUACCACCCACUCCUCUCUACUUUCACUGCACCCUUUGUUGUUCCCAUAAUCUGUAUUAAAAGGUAAACUCUU